Messenger RNA from Plasmodium yoelii, 2073 nucleotides. Its product is annotated as protein transport protein SEC13, putative. Bases 1 to 2073 code for a protein of 690 amino acids. Gene Ontology annotation, molecular function: protein binding; structural molecule activity. Gene Ontology annotation, biological process: COPII-coated vesicle budding; protein import into nucleus. Gene Ontology annotation, cellular component: nuclear pore outer ring; COPII vesicle coat. The transcript is spliced from 2 exons. NCBI's taxonomy places the organism in Eukaryota, Apicomplexa, Aconoidasida, Haemosporida, Plasmodiidae. The record is from RefSeq and is a predicted model, not a curated record.
AUGAGCGAAUUAAUUGUAUUUGAUUCAAAUCACACCAAAUCAAUUAACGAUUGUGAAUUAGAUUAUUAUAGCAAGAAAUUGGCAACAUGCUCUAAUGACAAUACUGUAAAAAUAUUUGAUGUAAGUUUGGCAAGAGAGCCUGUAUGUAUAGCUGAGAUAAGAGAUCAUACUUCUGCUGUUUGGAAGGUAUGUUGGUCUCAUCCAAAAUAUGGAAGCUUGUUAGCUAGCUGUUCUUAUGAUAAAAGUGUUAUAAUAUAUAAAGAAGUGAGUAUAAAUAGAUAUGAUAUGAUAUAUAUAAAUAAUGAACAUAAAAGUAGUGUUAAUUAUAUUGAAUGGUCUCCAUCGGAAUAUGGUUUACAUUUAGGAUGUGCAUGUUUAGAUGGGACUUUAAGUAUAAUAUCUUAUAAUUUUAAUAAAGGAUCAACUGAAGGGGGUUGGUAUAAAAAUAGUGUAAGAGCCCAUUUAAAUGGUGUAUCAUGUUUAAGUUGGGAAAAGCCAUUUAAUUUGAUAUCAGAAAAUAAAAACUUAAAUGAUACUAAUGAUGCUAUAAAUUCAUUUAAAUUAGUUUCUGGAGGAUAUGACAAUCAAGUUAUUAUAUGGAUGUUUGACAAUAAUACAAAAGAGUUUCAUAAAAUAUUUCAAAUGAAUGAUAAACCUCAUAAUUCAUUAAUAAAAGAUGUUGCAUGGAGGCCUAAUUUAAAUGAUUCUACAAAUAUGAUCGCAUCUUGUUCGGAUGAAAAAAUCGUUAUAUUAUGGAUAGAAGAUGCAAGUAAUAAUAGGUGGAAAAAUGGGCAAAUUAUAAAAUUGGAACAUAAAGUUCAUAAAAUUAGUUGGUCUCCAAAUGGAACUAUAUUAGCAAUAGCAUGUAGCAAUGAAAAUUCUUAUUUAUAUAAAGAAAAUAUGGAAGGUGUUUGGGAAGAAAUAUGUAAUUUAUCAGAUAAUGAAAAGAAAAAAAUGAGCGAAAGCGUUGCUAAUGUUAAUAAUGUCGAUGUACCCCUAGAAAAUACUGAUAACAUGAAUGUAUAUAAUAACAAUCCACCAUAUAUGAAUACAGAAGGUCAACAUAUGUUAAACAAUAAUAUGAAUUAUUCUAAUCAAAUAAAUAAUAUGCCAUAUGGCAAUGAAAUGGUAGAUAAUUCUAAAAUUCCUAAAAAUAUGAAUGUAAAUAAUCCAAUGAUGCAAGAGGAACAAAACAUGUUAAAACAUUCAUCAUUACAAGGUCCACCUCCAACUAUACCAAAUAAUACAUUUAAAAAUAAUCCCUAUGGCCAAGGAACUUCCCCCCUUGCUCCACCUCUAAACCCUAAUCCAAUGAAUCCAAAUAUGGCUCCUCCGAAAAACGUCCCAUUAGGUUCUGUACCCCCACCACAACUAAACCCAAUUGAGAAAACUCAAUCUUCUGAUAAUCCUAAUUUUCCAGGCCAACAAAUACCAAACCAAAUGAACAAUGCAAGUGGUGCAUUGAAAUAUCCUCCAGAUCAACAAACACCUCAAAUGCCAGUAAAUAAUAUGCCUAAUAAUAAUACAUAUAGUUUUAACCCAAUGAAUAAUAAGCCAAAUAUUCCUCCAUCGCCUCCACAUAUGGUUGGAGUACCAAAUGCCCCACCAAUGGGACCACCACAUGCAGCAUUUCAAAAAGGAUCUACUGAUUCAUUACAAUACCCACCCCCAAUUCCAAAUGCUAAUAAUAAUAUGAAUAAUAAUUCACAAAUUAUACCACCAAAUUUUUCAAAAAUACCAAACCCAAUGAAUCCAGGUCAAUUUCCAAAUAUGAAUGAAAAUAAAUCGAGUUUUAGUUCACAGCAAAUACCUGGUCCACCUCCUCCAGCAUUUCCACCAACAUCUAAUGAAACAAGUGGAAUGAAUAAAGUUGGAAAUUUUCCAAAUUAUAAUGCAAAUAUGAUGAAUAAUCCAAAUGCUCCUCCUCUAAAAAAUAUGAGUACAAGCAAUUGCCCACCAAUGAAUUAUGGUCAAUCCCCACCACCUCCAAUGAAUCCAGCAAAUGAUCCAAAUUAUAUGAAAACAAAUAUGCAGUAUAAUUCAUAUCCUAAUUAUAAUUAUCCACGUCAAUGA